This is a messenger RNA of Cladocopium goreaui, 1246 nucleotides long. The record is from the annotation of a GenBank genome assembly. NCBI's taxonomy places the organism in Eukaryota, Dinophyceae, Suessiales, Symbiodiniaceae.
GGUUGGCCUCUGAAGGCUUUUUCACGGUGGUCUUCAUGGCCGAGUACAUCGUUCGCCUGCUGGUCUGUGACGUGGCUGGGGUAUCGCCUUGGACCUUCAUAAGGACGCCGAUGAAUGUGGUGGAUGUGGUGGCGAUCCUGCCUUUUUUCGUGAUUUUGGCCCUGAAUAACGUUGGAAAGGCCAUAGGUUUCAUCCGCGCGGUGCGCUUGGUUCGGCUCUUCCGAAUCUUCAAGCUGGGGCGAUAUUCCACCGGCUUGAAGAUGAUGAUGGUAGCGCUGAGCAACAGCGGACAAGCCUUGAGUGUCUUGGUCUUCUUCCUGGGCAUUGGCAGCGUCUUGUUCUCCAGUGUCGUGUACCAUGUGGAGAAGCUGUACUGCCCUGAUCAAGGGGACUUCAAUUCCACCCAACUCGCGAUCUACAAAGAGGAGUGCUCAGAUAAGUUGAAGCGGAUCUCGCAGUUUGGACUCUGCUGCAGUGAAAACAACGUCUCGCUGGAGUUUCCAUCCAUCCUGUCCACGUUCUGGUGGGCCAUCGUCACGAUGUCAACGGUGGGCUAUGGCGACGUGAUCCCUCAAACGCCCGGGGGAAAGCUUGCAGGUGCCGUGACGAUGUGUUCGGGGAUCCUGCUCUUUGCCUUGCCCAUUGCGUUGAUCGGGUCACGCUUCCAAGAGGCCUACAACCUCGCGGUGUCCAGGGGUAGCCCUUCACUACAGGUUCGGAAGAGAUCGAAGGAUAGAGAUGAGCCACCCUUCAAGAUCAUGAGCACUCGCCUGCGCCUGCUGCGCUUUUCCAACACCAGCAUGACACGCAUGGCGAAAGAGCUGUCAAAGGAAUUGGAGGAAGCAUCUGAUAUGCACCGGGACAUCCGAAUGUUCGAACGAACGGAGAAGGAGCUCCAGAAGAAGGUCCUCCUGAAUGGGAUUACCAUGGUGAAUCGGCUGCAGCACUAUGUGGAUGCGGCUCGCGUGCCGCAUCACCAGACGAGCGGCGCUGCGGAUUCAGGCGGCGGAGCUGCUCGAGUGGAGCAGCACCGACCCUCCAUCAUUCUGCCCCAUCAGCCCGAUCCACCGGAGCGUGAAGAAGAGGUCGAAUCACCUGCGCGUCUACCGAAGAUGGUCUCCUUCAACACUGCGCCACGCCAGGGUGGAUGAAUGGGUGCAGAGGUUGGCGAGACAUUCGUGAGGGCCCUGGGACCCCUGAGGCCCCAUCUUCGCCGCUUCUCAAACCUCCCGAGGCUCAAAAUCCC